AAUCGCGUUUACCAUCUGCACAAAUCAAAUCCAGUUGCCAAAAAACGUCCGCGAAAGCCUGAAACUAGUAUCAAAGAUGCAUUCAAAGAAAAGGAAAACGAAGCAGUUUCUAAUUCCGUAGUAACAAUUCCGUCCGGAAAAGCAGGACUACCUUCUCAGAAAUUCCGUUUUUAAUUGCUUCUGCACAUCUUCCACUGGAACGACCCGAAAAGUUGUGUUCAUAUACUUUCCAACCCGAUUUUCCGGAAACGUUUUGUAAAUGAGAAAUGAUGUGAUCAACAUGUCACGAGUACGGAACAAAGAAAAAAUCUGAGUUCCCGACAGGAAUUGAACCUAUGACCUUCCAUACCCCAGUCGGGUUAUCCAAUCACUGAGCUACGAAAGACUCGUGGCCAGCUGGGCGAUAUACAGUGUUCAUGUAUGACAUGCGUCCUGCGCACUGCUAGGAUCAAUGGUAAAAAACCAUUGUCUCGAUCAUUGCAUUCAUCAGUUUGUCGUUUAAAUUUUUUUUUUCUAACUCAAAUGAUUAAUUCUUUCUAGAAUACUCCACGGGAAAACAACCCCUUGUGCCUGCUUCCCAGAAGGCCGUGGGUGAGUAAGCAGCAAGCUGUUACCUUAGCAACAAACCUGUUCAACCUGCGCAUUUUAGAUGAUUCUUCUGUGAAAGAAUUAGACGGUUAUGACGACAGGAAUUUUUUUGUUCGUGGUUUGUUGAUCACAGAGGGAAAAGACAACGAAAAACUUCCAAGUCAUGAAUAUGUUCUGAAAGUUGUGAACCACAUGGACUCGAAUCACGAAGGUUUAAUGAAGACACAAUCUGACGUCAUGUCAUUUCUCCAGUCACGUGACCAUGCUUGCCCAGUCCCAGUCCCUUCCAUUUACGACACUACAUUUGUCAUGUGCAAAAUACCGAAGGUUGCCCCACCUGAUAUUGUUACCAUGGAAACCAAUGAGUUGGCCGAUAAAGAAGAGAUAGAAAUUUACAACGGUGAGGAGUAUUCUAAAGAGGCAUACUAUGUGUGUGCUGUGCGAUUACUGACUUUUGUACCCGGACAAAUGCUGCACGAGAUACCGCUUAACACCCAACUUUGCUUCGAUGCUGGGUUCGCCUUGGGAAGACUGCAUCAAGAUUUAAAGGUAUGAUCUUACAGGGCGGAGCCUAUCAUACAAAGUAAGAUACCUUGUGUAAAUAUUUUCCUUCAAACGAGGUUAGAAGCUACUCAGGCUGUUUACUGGUCAUUAUCUAAUAAAAAAAACACCCAAUAUAUUGUUUACAAGUUGAGCACUACUAAGCUGGCCAUUAUUUUUCCCGCUUUCGACAGUUACUCAUCAAGUCAAACCGGGAGCCCACAACACGGAGCGACCAGCUCAGACUAGUUUAUAUUUAGAUCAUUUUUCCUGCGAAUUUUGAAAUAAAGUCUUCAAACUUCAGGUUUUCAAAUAAGUCUUACAAAACAGUCAUCGAAAACCGAAGACUUAAAAAGGUAUUUCUGGUGUUUUGAUAGCAUUUACCUCCUCUUUUUGUAAGUAUCCUACUAUGGAUGCGCACGCAUACUGGACGGUGCCUCUAUUUUUGCAGGAAAAAGUUUUAAAAAAAUGAUGGUAAAAAUACCUUGAUCUGUGAAAACGCCGUUGUAUCGGCUAAGUAUGGGAGUUGGGCGCUCACGGUUAUGUGCUCCUGGUCAGCGAGGCAGGCGAUCGAGUAGGAGGGCUAAAAACAGAUCCGCGAAUUGUGUGCGAGUACUUGAAAGUGCCCGCACACACGGGCUGUUAAGCCUGGUCUCCAGACUGAUAUAAUCGCCCAGGACGUCUAGAUAGCUUCCGUUUUUUUAGCGACGAACCGGAAGGUGAAAUAGAAGCCCAGCCUCGAACCAAGGUUUUUCUUGGGAUUUCCAGCGAUAGUUGCGGUGCAAGAGGACGAGGGAUGGGCGAAGCAUGUCCAUACAUCUUAGCUCUUUUAACGUUUUUCAUGACCCUUCCCGCCCUAGUCCAAAAAAUUUCAUAAACCUUUGCGCCACGACUACUGCGAAAAUCACAGAGAGCGCCCAGGUAACGAGGCGAUGAAAAUCGCUUGCAAACCAUCGCCCUACCAUAAUCUCCUUUGUUUUACAGGAUUUUGGAUGUCCAAAGCUUGGACGCGAUGACUUAGCAUGGAACUUGGCUACUACAGGUGAAAAAAUAGAACCAUUUCUUGACGCUUUGAAUGACCAUCAUUUCAUUGAAAUGGUCCAAGAGGUUUGUGAAUCCUUUAGGGAAAAUGUAACCCCGAAAAUGCAUCUGUUGCCGAAACAGGUCAUCCAUGGAGACGCGAAUUACACAAAUAUGUUAUUGGUUCGACGUAGCGAUAAUGAUGCUAAUCUUGCAGCAGACUUUGGCUUCAUCGACUUUUCAGAUAUUAAUUAUAGUUGCCGUGUCUUUGAUCUAGCAAUUUCGCUUACAUACUGCUUGAAUCACCCUAAUGCUUUGAACUGCGAGGAAUCUCGAAUGGCGGCGGGACAUUUUUUCGCAGGAUAUUACUCUGUCAACCCCUUGUCGAACGAAGAGAUAGAAUUGCUGCCUGUAUUAAUAGCCUCGAGGUUUUGUCAGACAUUAGUUUAUGGUGCCUUCACCAACACAUAUCUCGACCCUGGCAAUAGUUAUCUCAUGGAAACCUCUACACACGGGUGGAAGAAUUUUGAAGCGUUUUGGAAGACGCCAAAAGACGAAGUGCUAAAAAUGUGGCUCCAAUUGACCAAUCAGAACAAUUACAAUUAA
Messenger RNA from Porites lobata, 2754 nucleotides. The record is from the annotation of a GenBank genome assembly. Lineage: Eukaryota; Metazoa; Cnidaria; Anthozoa; Scleractinia; Poritidae.